Messenger RNA from Debaryomyces hansenii CBS767, 1005 nucleotides. RefSeq names its product U1 snRNP complex subunit. Bases 1 to 1005 code for a protein of 334 amino acids. Gene Ontology annotation, cellular component: U2-type prespliceosome; U1 snRNP; precatalytic spliceosome. Gene Ontology annotation, molecular function: U1 snRNA binding; mRNA binding. NCBI's taxonomy places the organism in Eukaryota, Fungi, Ascomycota, Pichiomycetes, Serinales, Debaryomycetaceae. The record is from RefSeq and is a predicted model, not a curated record. The transcript has 2 exons. Gene Ontology annotation, biological process: mRNA splicing, via spliceosome.
AUGGCUAACGAAACGGAGAAGUAUCCGAUAAAUAUCCAGAAGCUAUUUGCAGUAAAACCACCCCUUGUGUAUAAGACGCCGCUAGAUUACCCCGCUGAAUCAAGAUGCACCAAUCAUAUAACAUCCGUAAGUUCAUUUAGAAAUCAAUGGCAGCAAUAUGUGGAUGAUCUAGUUGAAGCAGAGAAAAACCAACCGCCACCGAUAGAGACAAUUCAACAGGUACAAAUAAGGGAAAAGGGGCGUAAGAAACAGGAAUUACAAAAAUCAUAUCAACUACAAUUGAACGAGUGGAACGACCCUGAGUUGUUACAGAAAAAUGAACAGGAAUUCAUGAAGGAUCCAUUCAAGACGGUUUUUAUUUCCAGAUUGGACUAUUUGUUGACAGAGUUGGACAUAUCAAAGAACUUUAGUAAGUAUGGUGUCAUUGAAUCCAUAACUAUUGUAAGAGACAAGAAACUGGGUAAAUCACGGGGCUAUGGGUUUGUAGUUUUUGAACGAGACGAGGACGCCAAAGGUUGCAUUAAGGAAUUAGCCCCCACCGGGUUGAAAAUCCCCGUCGAAAAUAAACCUUUCACUAGAACUAUACUCGUGGAUAUGGAAAGAGGUAGACUAGUAAGAAACUGGAAACCUAGAAGGUUAGGUGGAGGAUUAGGGGGAAGACAUUAUACGAGACCAAGUCCUACUCUCUCCAAUAAUGCCUCAGCAGCAGCAUCAGGUAGAAGAUUGCAUCUAUCAAGCAAUCCAUACCAAAGCACCCCGCUGCAACCAUCACACCUGUCUACAAGGUAUGCUCCUAGGCCUAGCGCCCCUCGACCUAUGGUUGAGAAUAGACAGCCACGUCCAGCCGCGUAUGGUUCUUACAAUAGUCUGGUUGAAAACAACGAAUCGGUUCGUGACAAAUAUGCUAAGUAUUCGAGCAACAACGAUUCAAACUCCUCUAGUUAUCGCUCGCCUAGAACAUCGGGCCAAAAUAGGUCCAUUAGAAGCAUUCGACAACGAGAAUGA